This is a messenger RNA of Phascolarctos cinereus (koala), 1839 nucleotides long. RefSeq names its product protein kinase C iota (gene PRKCI). Gene Ontology annotation, molecular function: diacylglycerol-dependent serine/threonine kinase activity; ATP binding; protein binding. The record is from RefSeq and is a predicted model, not a curated record. NCBI's taxonomy places the organism in Eukaryota, Metazoa, Chordata, Mammalia, Diprotodontia, Phascolarctidae. Gene Ontology annotation, biological process: protein phosphorylation.
CGGGGCGGCGGGGAGAUGCCCACGCAGCGGGACAGCAGCAGCAUGUCCCACCCGGGCCCGGGCGGCGGCGGGGGAGGGGGCGGCGGCGGCGGGGACCACGCGCACCAGGUCCGAGUGAAAGCCUACUACAAAGGGGACAUCAUGAUAACACACUUUGAACCAUCAAUUUCCUUUGAGGGACUCUGCAGUGAGGUUCGAGACAUGUGUUCCUUUGAUAACGAACAGCUGUUCACCAUGAAAUGGAUAGAUGAGGAAGGAGACCCGUGCACAGUUUCGUCACAGCUGGAGUUAGAGGAAGCCUUUAGGCUCUAUGAACUCAACAAGGAUUCAGAGCUCUUAAUUCAUGUAUUUCCGUGUGUACCAGAAAGGCCUGGAAUGCCGUGUCCUGGAGAAGAUAAGUCCAUCUACCGUCGAGGCGCACGCCGCUGGAGGAAGCUCUAUUGUGCCAAUGGUCACACUUUCCAAGCUAAGCGGUUCAACAGGCGAGCGCACUGCGCGAUCUGCACCGACCGGAUCUGGGGCCUCGGGCGUCAGGGCUACAAGUGUAUCAACUGUAAGCUGCUCGUCCACAAGAAGUGCCACAAGCUUGUGACCAUUGAGUGUGGGCGCCACUCGCUGCCCCCGGAGCCGCUGAUGCCUAUGGACCAAACCUCUGUGCAUUCAGACAACGUAGAGACAGUGAUUCCAUAUAACCCUUCAAGUCAUGAGAGUUUGGACCAUGUUGGUGAAGAAAAGGAGGCAAUGAGUACUAGGGACAGUGGCAAAGCUUCGUCUAGUCUGGGUCUCCUGGAUUUCGAUUUGCUCCGUGUAAUAGGAAGGGGGAGCUAUGCCAAAGUGCUGUUGGUGCGACUGAAAAAAACUGAGCGCAUUUAUGCCAUGAAGGUCGUGAAGAAGGAGCUGGUCAAUGAUGACGAGGACAUCGAUUGGGUGCAGACAGAGAAGCACGUCUUUGAGCAGGCAUCCAACCAUCCCUUCCUCGUUGGCCUGCACUCUUGCUUCCAGACGGAAAGCAGGCUAUUCUUUGUGAUAGAGUAUGUAAAUGGAGGAGAUCUCAUGUUUCAUAUGCAGCGACAGAGGAAGCUCCCAGAAGAACAUGCUAGAUUUUAUUCUGCAGAAAUAAGUCUAGCACUCAAUUACCUUCAUGAACGAGGGAUAAUCUAUCGAGACCUGAAGCUGGACAAUGUGUUGCUGGAUUCUGAAGGACACAUUAAGCUCACUGACUAUGGCAUGUGUAAGGAAGGAUUAAGGCCAGGAGACACAACGAGUACUUUCUGUGGCACUCCAAAUUACAUUGCUCCUGAAAUUUUAAGAGGAGAAGAUUAUGGUUUCAGUGUGGACUGGUGGGCGCUUGGCGUGCUGAUGUUUGAGAUGAUGGCAGGAAGAUCUCCCUUUGAUAUUGUUGGGAGCUCUGAUAACCCUGAUCAGAACACAGAGGAUUAUCUCUUUCAAGUUAUUUUGGAAAAGCAAAUUCGAAUACCCCGCUCCCUCUCUGUCAAAGCUGCGAGUGUUCUGAAGAGUUUUCUCAAUAAAGACCCAAAGGAACGCUUAGGCUGUCAUCCUCAGACAGGCUUCGCUGACAUUCAGGGACAUCCGUUCUUCCGAAAUGUUGAUUGGGAUAUGAUGGAACAAAAGCAGGUGGUACCUCCCUUCAAGCCAAAUAUUUCGGGGGAAUUUGGUUUGGACAACUUUGAUUCUCAGUUCACUAAUGAACCUGUGCAGCUCACUCCAGAUGAUGAUGACAUUGUGAAGAAGAUUGACCAGUCUGAAUUUGAAGGCUUCGAGUAUAUCAAUCCCCUCUUAAUGUCUGCAGAAGAGUGUUCUGAUUGUGAAGAAGAUUGA